Acaulospora colombiana is the source of this 1883-nucleotide messenger RNA. Lineage: Eukaryota; Fungi; Glomeromycota; Glomeromycetes; Diversisporales; Acaulosporaceae. The record is from the annotation of a GenBank genome assembly.
UUAGACCCCUUUCUCCUAUUCCUGAACUCUUACUUGAUGUCUAUCUCUGCGGUGAACACCCGCCAUCGAUGUCGCGAGCUAUGUUUAGAAAUCCGUCGACGUCGUUUUCGUCAGCGAGAUGCUGCCCAAGGCAGUCACCCAGCCACUUCCCCAUUGCAGACGAUGAAGUUGUUGGAGAUAAAGAGAGCAAACCUUUCGGAACCUCGAAUUUUACAACCACUUUGGAUGUAAAUGCGGGUCUACAACCAAACACCCAAAAUGCCCCUACCCCAAGCACCCUCAAUGAUGAGACCCCCGACGAGCCACCUUGUAGUGGGAAACAAGCUAGUCAGCCCUCGAUAGCAGUCACUCCCCAGCUCAGCCCUCCCAUAAACACCCGCAAAGACGACGCUGUCGCGGAUAGCGAAGCAUCGUCCUACUCUCAAGAAAAGCCCAGGGAACUUGGGGGUUCUCCUACGGACACAUCGAAGAAAUUGCGCUUCAAGGUACCCCUUGCCCUGCCCCGGCUGUCUAAGAAAUCCCGGCUGAGGGCACUCUUUACGCCCACAAAACCCGUCGGGCCUGCACCAAACUAUGCACGGUCCUUCAUCAAUAUAUUUAAAUUCUCGCCUCUCAACAUUUUGCUCGCGUUCAUUCCAGUAUCGUGGGCACUGCACUUCACCCAUCAAUCGGACACGCUUAUUUUUGCCACAUCGGCCCUUUCUGUCUUACCUCUGGCAGCCCUUUUGGGCUUCGGCACGGAACAGGUGGCUAUUCGUACUAGUUCUGCCGUCGCGGGCCUUCUCAAUGCCUCCCUUGGAAAUCUCACGGAACUCAUCAUUGCCGGCAUCUGUCUUACUCGAUGCCAGCUUGGGCUUGUGCAGAGCUCUCUUCUUGGUGGUCUAUUGAGUAAUCUACUUCUGGUCCUCGGUAUGGCUUUUGUCGUCGGCGGUUUCAAGUACCCUCAACUCAGCUUCCGACCUGCCGCUGCCCAGUUGAAUGCCUCGUUGCUCACGCAUACCUUUCUGGGAAACUAUUUUCCCGAUACGACAGUCGAGGGACCCAUACUUUUGCAAAUGAGCCAUGGAUUUUCCGUCAUCUUGAUGUUCAUUCACCUCUUCCUCGACAUGGAUUCGGACUCGGAUUCGGACUCGCAGCAUGGGACGUGGGGAGGAUCCAGCUCGUCUUCCGACAGUGGGUCUUCUUCGUCGGCUUCAAGUUUCAUCACAUCGCCAUCUCGCCGUUCAUCUACGGCUCGUACAAAUGCAACUGCUGUAUCUGAGCUAGCGCCCAAGCCCCGGAUGGCACUGAUCGACGAAGAAGCUGCCGUGAUGCCCAUUCAUCCUCUUGCUGCCAUUAGUUCCAUCGGCACUAUAACGACCGAUACGUCCACAGAGACAAUACACUAUCCCUUGGUCAACAUGCCCUCGGCUCUUAUAUUGCUAGCAGCAAUCACGGCAACCAUGUAUUUGACGGCAGAGAACCUGGUGGACUCUCUCACCGGCCUCACAGAUAAGAAUCCAAACGGGAUAUCCAAAGAAUUUUUGUCCCUUAUUGUCUUGCCUGUCUUAUCCAAUGGAGCGGAGCUCUCUACCGCCAUCUAUGCAGGUUAUAAAGGCAAAUUUGACCUGGUCCUUGGUGUCGCUGUUGGAAGUUGCAUCCAAAUAACCCUUUUUGUGAUCCCGAUGCUAGUCUGCGUUGCCUGGGGGAUGGGAAAACCAUUGAGUUUAUUAUUCGACCCUUUGGAAACGACCGUGAGUUAUCACGAAAUUGUGCAGAGAUCUAGGUGUGCCCUUCUUGAGAAUCCUUUCAUAAUAAAGAUUGUGGUUCACAGUGAAUCUUGGUCACACAAGGAGGAAGGGAAAGGAAAAAUUGAAUUGCAUCAAUGGAAAGAUCACCUGUGA